Acanthopagrus latus (yellowfin seabream) is the source of this 3466-nucleotide messenger RNA. RefSeq names its product kinesin family member 6 (gene kif6). Gene Ontology annotation, molecular function: microtubule motor activity; microtubule binding; ATP binding. NCBI's taxonomy places the organism in Eukaryota, Metazoa, Chordata, Actinopteri, Spariformes, Sparidae. The record is from RefSeq and is a predicted model, not a curated record. Gene Ontology annotation, biological process: microtubule-based movement. Bases 142 to 2679 code for a protein of 845 amino acids. The transcript has 24 exons.
GUUGAGGCGACCGCCGUCACCUCGCAACCAGCCACAACAAACUUCAGAGGACACAGUACCGCUAACAAGCUAACCAGCGAGUCUUAGUAUACGUUAUGCUAAAGGGAAAUAACAGGACCGAACAGCUUAGUUUUAUAGAAAAUGGUGAAACAGACGAUACAAAUAUUUGGUCGCAUUAAACCUACUAAGAAACCUGUGUCGGUGUACUCUGUGGACACUGAGGAGACGACAGGUGCUUUUCUGGAGUUUGUGGUGCCCAGGGACCUGGCUGAUGGUUUUGUAAACAACAAGAGGGAGUGCUACAAGUUCAGGUUCCAGAAAGUUUUUGAUCAAGCAGUCAAACAAGAAGAGAUAUUUGAAAACAUUGCCAGACCGGUUGCAGACAGUAUAUUGGAUGGCUAUAAUGGCACCAUAUUUGCCUAUGGCCAAACGGGCAGUGGAAAGACCUUUACCAUCACAGGAGGUGCAGAGCGCUACAGUGAUCGUGGCAUUAUUCCCCGCACCCUGUCCUACCUGUAUGAACGCAUCAGCCAGGGCAGCAGUAUGGUUUACACCACACACAUCUCCUACCUGGAGAUCUACAACGAGAUAGGAUAUGACCUUCUGGAUUCCUGUCAUGAAGCAUCUCGACUGGAAGAUCUACCAAAAGUAAUGAUCAUGGAGGAUCCAGACCAAAACAUCCAUCUCAAGAACCUGUCACUUCAGUACUCAGCAAAUGAGGAGGAGGCUCUGAAUCUGCUCUUCCUGGGUGACACUAACCGUAUGAUUGCAGAAACGCCAAUGAACCAAGCAUCCACACGCUCCCACUGUAUUUUCACUGUGCACUUAUGCAGACGUGAGCAGGGCUCGGCCACCCUGCGGCGCUCCAAGCUCCACCUGGUGGACCUGGCUGGAUCUGAUAGAGUUAGCAAGACUGGCCUGAAUGGGCAACUGCUUACUGAGGCCAAGUACAUCAACCUCUCCCUCCACUACCUGGAGCAGGUGAUCAUAGCUCUGUCAGAGAAGAACCGCACCCAUAUUCCAUACAGGAACUCCAUGUUGACCUCUGUGCUGAGGGACAGCCUUGGGGGCAACUGCAUGACUACAAUGAUUGCCACUUUGGCAGUGGAAAAGAGGAACCUUGAUGAGUCCAUCUCUACAUGCCGCUUUGCUCAGCGAGUGGCUCUCAUCAAGAAUGAGGCCAUACUGAAUGAAGAACUGGAUCCUACUCUGGUUAUUGCACGUUUGAAGAGGGAGGUCCAGUCUCUUAAGGAAGAGCUGGCCAUGGUGACGGGAGAACAGAAGAAUGAAAAGCUCACUGUGGAGGAGAUCCAGAAGUUGGAAGAGUUAGUCAAAGCCUUUCUUGAUGAGCCUAAUCCAGAUGUGACACUAUCAUUGGGGCCAGAUAUGAGAAAAAUCCAGCACUGUUUCUCCUUGCUGAAGAUGGUGAUCAUGGGCAAGCAAGGACAAAGAGGAAAUAGCCUUGGUGAUAAACAGGAGUCACCAGCAGCAACAGUGAGUGAAGAAGUAAUUCAAAACAGCUACCACAGCACAGCAGAAGUGAAAAAAUUAAAGGAGAUGUUGGUGCAACGUAAUAACGAGAUCACAGGUAUCCUGAUUAAGAUGUUAAAGAAUGAGAAAAGCAGGGCCCAGGAUGCUGCUGCUCAGCUGGCUAACAUCACCAAUAGCCAGAGCCCAGCCUCCCAGAAUGCCUUGAUGUUGUCCACGCUGCCAGCGAGGGAUGGAAGCACAGAAACCUUCUCUGCAGACCCUGGAGAACCAGCUGUACGAUACAUGAAAAAAGGUCCACAGUUCUCUAUAGGGAAGCAAGAGGCAUUUGAGACCUUUAUGAGUGACCAUGAGGACCAUCUGACCAUUGAAGACAACAAGAAGCUACUUAAACAGAGGGCAACUGAGGCCAGAAGACUUGGGGAACAACUAAAUGAAGCCAGAGAGAGAAUCAAUGAGUUGAAGAAGCAGUUGGCGAUGCAGAGGAAGCAAAGGGCAGCUCAUGGUGUCUUGGGAAAUCCCAAGGAAGCUAAGGAGGAGAUUGACCCAGUGGAAGAAAACUUGUGCAAACACAUAGAGCAAGAAAAAAUGUUUUACAAGACCACCACUGGCCGUCUAAAAGUUCUGCGAACAGAGAUUGAGCACCUGCAGCUGUUGCUGGAGAGGACAAAAGUCAAGCUCCAAAAAGACUUCCAGAAGUGGUGGAGCCAGGAGGCUUCCUGUGUGCAGGAGUCUGAGUUAAAGGCCACAGCCAGAUGUCACACAGGGUUGCCAAGAGGAACCAUGCAGCCAUCUCCACCUGGCAAUCCAGUAUUUUGUGCACCUGUGAGCAGUCCUGUGAGAAAUGCGCCGGUCAGCCCAGAUCCAAAUCCAAACUGUUCCACUGCUUCUGUUCACAAUCUCAGAAGUUUGGUCACCAAAAGCAUACCUCCCUUGACAGCUGUCCCAGCAUGGCAUGAUGAGUCCCUGGGUGGAAGAGCGACUGACGUCACUCCUUCCUCUGAGUGGAGGGCCCUGUCAACUACCAAGCUCUCAUCCUCCUCUAUCCCCUUGACUGGAGACCAACAGGCUGAUGCUGACAUUCUGGCCUUUGUCAGAGCCAGGCAAAGCCUCCUCAGCAGGAUAGCCACUCCUAAGCUGGAUAGCAACUGUGUUUUGACAGGAAAGCCCCUCUCCGUGGUUGUUUGGUAACCCCUGCAUGGUGCUAUUCCUCCUGUCGAGAAAGCUUCGAAGCCACAAGUGCAUGCUAGGAAGUGUAGGGAACCUGGCAAAAAGCAACAGACAGCACAGUAUGUCACACCAACAUCAAUGACAGCGCAAAGUUCUGGUGAAGCAUCCAGGCCAUGAAGAUACUGUCAUCUCACUGCUUAUACAGCCCCACAACCGUCAAGUGAUUGAAUGAUACUCAAACAUAUAUGAGGCAUUAAUGAGUAUAGAUGGACUUUAUAUGUAUGCGUAUAGACAGUUAUCUAAACUGGAUCCAAAAUGUAUUAGAUUUGUUAUGAAGAGACACCUCUAUCAAACACAAGCCACACAUCUGUCUGAAUUUACAUGCAUACAUACCUGUUAAACUUAUGGGGGAGAGGCUGGUGUUACAUAUUGGGCAGCUGUAAAAUCCCCACUCCCUCCGGCUAUUUGAUCUGAACAAAUGUUGUCUCAAGAUAUCAGAGGAAGCAGCGGACAAAAGGAAACCAGUCAGCUCCAGUGUGUUUGACUUGAUGUGUCAUGACUUUUUAAAUGGCCACAUGAAGUGUCGAUAUGCACAAUGAAAUGUCAUAUAUCUGUGUGGUUUUGUUUGAAUUGAUUUUAAGUGUGACACAUUUUGUGUAAAAUGCUGUAAAUAUAAAUGUGUACUAUAUGUGCUAGUUAACCUAAUCAUUUCUGAUCUUAUGUAAAAUGAAUAGUGUUGGUGUUGUUAUCUGUACAAAGUAUAGAAUCAAAUAAUAAAGCUGAGUAAUGACAAAAUGUGAACAGCCAA